UUCUUAGACCGCGGCUGAUGUGUCUGCUUCUGGUGACAUCGGAAUCUGGGGCAUAUAGAAACGUGUCGUUCGUAGAUCGUCGUUUCAAUAUGCUGUUUCUUGCAACUGCGCCACAGGCUAACGCUCUGGCUACAGUCUACGAAACUAUUCCCAGGGAGGUUGGUCUAGCAUAUCAAGCUCUGCAUGCAGGUCUAGAUGUGCCGUCUUCGUUCAAGAAACUGUUUUUCAGAACAAAGUCACACCGCAAGUCGCUGCGCAUUGUCGGGAUACAUUGCGCAUGGAAUCGGACCGGUGGUCAGCGUCAUGACUUUGUGGCUUUGGGCGCUCUGCCGGCAGAUGGGAAUAGCGAACCGAGGAGAUCACAACUGUCAGGUCGAUUUAAGUGCAUUCCUCAAUGUUUGGCCCCUCUUCAGCCCAUCUCCAAAUGUUUCACGUUUCAAAGUCGCUAGUGAAAAUUUGGACUCUCCUCUUAGCGUAUCAUACAAAGUUGACGGAAGACGUUGGCCCGGGGCUCGCUGGGAAAAGUUGAGGACGAAAGCGAGCGGAGUACGCUCCGGCUCGACUGUAACGCACCGCCAUCCCGUUCCGGCACCUCUGCCAACGGACGUUGGUACAAUGAACUGCGUGCGUAUCGAACCUAGGCACAGCCUGACGAGGCGGUCUUUUGGGGAGAUCGUAGAUGGAGCCUACAGUAGAGGCCAUAUGAUGUAAGUAAUGCGCAAAAUAUGCAAUAGUACGGACCCGUUGAAAAAGUACUAGAACCUAGCUCUCGUAAUCAAAUGUGCCUUGCUGUGAAUCAGAGUGGCGCUCAGGUUGAAA
Molecule: messenger RNA, 819 nt
Organism: Boeremia exigua
Lineage: Eukaryota; Fungi; Ascomycota; Dothideomycetes; Pleosporales; Didymellaceae
Exons: 2
Coding region: 196-711 (171 amino acids)
Source: RefSeq, a predicted model, not a curated record